CACCAAGGGGGCCUCCCGAGGAAGAUAUAUGGAGGUAUUUCCACCACCCGAGCUCGCCAGUCGCCAUAGAACUCGCAGGAAUUCGGCCGUGGAGGUGCUCGAUGAGAUUCGGGUACCCUGGCAUCCCCGUCGCUCCAGACAAUGCCUGUCUCGCGUGACAGACGACGGAUGGCUCAGAGCGAGGUUGCCGAACCGAUUACCGCUUCCACCGCCUGAUCGAAGGACCAUGAGAGGGUAGGAUCUUUCCAGCCGCGCCACUACUCGCCGUCAAGAUGAGCGCCGGCCCGGCAGGCGUCGCCGAUCUGGUUUACUUGCUGGAGUCGAACAAGCUCGAGGAGGUCGAGGAGAUCAAGAAGGUGUUCCACGAUCAUUUCUUAUGCACAAAGGAUAAUUGGCUGGUAAAUGGAUUGCUUGACUAUUAUCUCUCGACCAACUCUCUGAGAACAGCGGAGGUAUUAGCGGGAGUGCGGGAUCCGCACGAUAAACAUCUGUUGGACCGUUUGUCGGACGUCCUUUCGAAACCUGGCAAUAGUGGACAGAGAAUACAGGCGCUGACGUUGCUUGGGCAUAUAGCCAGGCGUCAGCCCACUUGGUUGUACAAGCUAGCCAGUCAUGCUUUAUUCAGAGAUCUACUCAAAUUACUUAAGUUUUACAAGACUGUAUUUUUCAAGGUGGAGGCAGAUAUAUUACCACUUAUGAGUGCCCUUCUUCUGUUAGUAAUGUUGUUACCAAUGUUACCCGCUGCUCUAGGGCCGUAUCUACCAGAAAUAUUUGAGGUAUUCGGCCGCUUGGCCUCUUAUUAUCAUCAUCAUCAAUCGCCUUUACUUUCUCCUUCUUUUACUCCGACCACAGCACCAAGUCUCAUCGACAAGGACCACUUGUACCUCAUACAUUUGCAGGUAGGACUAUACGGCUUAUUUCAUAGACUGUACGCGAUGUAUCCCUGCAAUUUUAUAUCAUACCUGAAGCAACAGUACGUUCUGCGCGAACAAUUGGCCACGUUUACUCACACUAUUCGACCCAUGCUGGACUCCGUGCGUAUGCAUCCUUCUCUGGUCACAGCGUCCAAGGAUGCGGAAAUUUCAGCCACCAGGUGGAAGAAGAUGGAGCAUCACGACGUUGUGAUAGAAUGCGGCCGUUUUACGUUAGAUAAAUGCCGGGAGGAUAUUUUAGGUGCAGUCAACUCCCGGUGCACCCCGCCUCUAGAUCAAUCCUCCGUCGCUUGUGCGCCGAUAAACAUUUGCGGGGGAGUAACGAGCAUGGAGAUUAGCAACGAGGAGGACGAUUCGUUCUGGUCACCGAGCAUGACAGUGCCGCCGCAUAGCCCGGCGCAAACUGGCUCUCUCGAGUCGCGCUCCGCCCCGCCGACGCCUAAUAACAAUAGAAGCGGCACCUCCCCGCCCGAGGCCGCCAUAGAAGCCACCCCCGAAACGACGCCCGUUAAGGAUCUACGAAAAUUAUCAACGAGACAAGCGCCUCUGGGAUCUAGCGCUGUGCGCGCUCUAAACGCCUUGGGCAACGGGACAUCUUCCCGGCCCUCGACGCCGACUCCUAUGAAUUCAUCUUCUGUCUCCGGAGUGAAAGGCACAGACGUGGCGAGUGCGCAUGGAUUUCUCUCGAAUAGGCUAAAUAAAAUUAUGACCGAGAGACAAAACGUUCUUCAGUUACAAAAGUCAGUAAUCAGUAGCGGCGAGGAGAAUGGACGGCUCUUAGAAAUGGCUAUAAGUCAAAAUGGGAAGAAUGAUUCUUGGCAGGAGGACCAAGAGGUGCUGGAGAUUGUCAGUUCGCACGGAAACGGAGCGGUCGAGAUGCCAAAGUAUGUAGAGGCACAGUCUGAGGCACGAAACGAGAGGAGCACGUACGGCGCGCUGUCCGAUUUGUCGCAAAAGAUUUAUCAACUCCGGCUGUACUCACAAUGCCAUUUCCCGAUGGAGGACUCCAAUUCAAACGUAACGCACAAAAUUCGACACUCCAGAUCGUGUCCGGACAUGGAAAUGCAGAGGAAAUGCUACAGUGAGGAUAUGACGGAUCAAGCGCUAACAGGAGCGAAGAGGCGCGAGGAUACGGGCAGUCAGACGUGCGAUCUGUUUCCAUACGAGCAUCUGCUGCUAGGGAUGCUGGAUCAGAACAGCCAAAACUUUAGUCAAGAAAGUUCUGAUUUGAGAAUGUCGCCAAUCAGCAUGCUCGAUCGGUAUAUCGAGGCUUGCACAAGAACAAAUAGCUUCUUUAGUAAAACGAGGGCAAACGGUACCAGGCAGAAGCAGAAGAAGAAAGGGGAGGAGGAUGCUGAAGAAGACGGAGGGGAAGACGAUGGUGUAGAUCCGUCUUGCGCUAAUCAAUCGCUUCAACUUAUGCAAAUGCAACUGCAAUUCGAGCGGCAGCGACGGGAGGUCCAUGCUGAGCGUAAUCGGCGUCUGCUCGGUAAACUAAGAGACUCGCGGGCUUCGGAAGAGCAUAAUCUCGCUCUGACUGAGCGUUUAAAAAUGAUCGAGAAAGAAGUGGAUGAAUUGAAAACGCAAUUGGAGCGUAAUAAAAGGGAAACGCAACAAGCUGAGGAACAAUACAAGGAAGCUAUGCAUCAUUGGCAAACUAAAUGCGUCGAAGAGCAGCGACAAAGUCACGUGUUUAAAGAUCGCCUAGAGAGCCUAGAGUUGGAAUUAAAAAGCGAACAAAAGAAGGCGGCUGAAGCGCAGCAACAACUUCGUUCUGUCGAAGCGGAACUUUUCAAUGCGGGACACCAGCUUAAAGCAGCGUUAAAGGCCGCGGACCGUGGCAAAGAACUGGAAUGCAUUGUGGAUACCAUGCAAAAGAAAUUUGUGCUUUUAGGGGAGGCGCAAUUAAAAUUAGAAGAAAACACAGGUACUCUCUCACCGACAACCAAGCAAGAAACGGCGCUGAUUCAAAAAUCAUGUACAGAAGAGUUAAACAAUAUUCGGCGACAGUUGGAAUCACGAUCGUCGCAUUUGGAAGCCCUAAAAGCACGCUUGAGCGAAUUAGAAAAUAAGGAGGCGCGCAAGGAGACGCAACUAGUGAACCUGCAACGGUUUCUGCAGGAAACGAAGGAGCAACACGCGUCUGAACUGGAUUCGGUCGAAUCCAAGUAUCGAGCGCAAGUGGAGAUCAAUCUUCUUCUAGAAGGCCGUAUACUCGAGCUUCACGGUAAAUUGGAGACCGCGACAUACUCAAACACCUCGCCCAUGGGUAAUCCCGCUUCCUCGGCAUCGCCUAAGGAACGAUCUCCGCCUCUUUCGACCAGCUUAGCUUCGUCCAGCGAGGGCAGCCUCGCGUUCAUCCAUCCGGGCGCCGGGAUCAUAAUGAACGAUUGCUGCGACACCGCGACUGGCGAGAUCCCCAACCUGCAAGCUAUGAUAGAGCCUAUACCGAGUAGCAGUCAAACCACCUCACCAUUACGCUCCGUCGCUCAACGUUCGUCGACGCCGAAACAAGAUUAACGCCACGGAAAUGUUUACCGCGAUGCGAGUCUCCCGUGUACCGCCGACAGACGAUACAUGGGUUCAUUAUCGAGGAUUAUAAAUGCGAAUGCCCUGCGAUCAUUACUUAGUGUCGCGGUACGAAUGGAAAGAAAGUUAUUUGUAGCUUUUUAUCGAUAGAGUAGACGAGAUUCGUAAGGAAGUUGUGCUAAUCGACUGAUUGCGAUCGAACAGGCAUGCUAUGUUUGUUAGUGUUGGUAUAUCUCCGUUCUUGGAAAAAAUGGAUUCACAGUGAAUAAAUGGUUGAGAUAUUUUGCUGA
Vollenhovia emeryi is the source of this 3751-nucleotide messenger RNA. It is a transcript of the gene Tsc1, whose product is annotated as hamartin. Gene Ontology annotation, cellular component: TSC1-TSC2 complex. Lineage: Eukaryota; Metazoa; Arthropoda; Insecta; Hymenoptera; Formicidae. The record is from RefSeq and is a predicted model, not a curated record. The coding region runs from base 273 to 3452 and encodes 1059 amino acids. Gene Ontology annotation, biological process: regulation of cell cycle; negative regulation of cell population proliferation; negative regulation of TOR signaling. The transcript is spliced from 15 exons.